This is a messenger RNA of Lasiodiplodia theobromae, 987 nucleotides long. Its product is annotated as Amino acid transporter. The record is from RefSeq and is a predicted model, not a curated record. The transcript is spliced from 3 exons. The coding region runs from base 1 to 987 and encodes 328 amino acids. Gene Ontology annotation, cellular component: membrane. NCBI's taxonomy places the organism in Eukaryota, Fungi, Ascomycota, Dothideomycetes, Botryosphaeriales, Botryosphaeriaceae. Gene Ontology annotation, molecular function: transmembrane transporter activity. Gene Ontology annotation, biological process: transmembrane transport.
AUGAACCUGAUCUGGCUGCCCAUCGGCACCGCCAACACGUACGGCUUCCGCUCGACGCACGACGCCUUCAUGACGACGUACAACGGCACGGGCGCCCCCGCCGGCUGGAACUGGUGCCUGUCGUACCUGGCCACGGCCGGCAUCCUGAUCGGCUUCGACGCGUCCGGCCACGUGGCCGAGGAGACGCGCAACGCCUCCGUGUCCGCUGCCCGCGGCAUCUUCUGGAGCACUGUAGUCAGCGGGCUGGGAGGAUUCGUGGUGGUGAUUCUGUUUUUGUUCUGCGUCCCCGACGCCGACACGCUCUUCUCCUUCGGCGGCGCCCAGCCCUUCGUCCCGCUCUACGCCGUCCUCCUCGGCAAGGGCGGCCACAUCGUCAUGAACAUCGUCUGCGUCGUUGCCCUCUGGUUUAACACCGCCAUCGCCAUCAUCGCCGCCUCCCGCCUCGUCUUCGCCGUCGCCCGCGACGGCGUCCUCCCCUUCUCCCCCUGGGUCUCGCGCGUCGACCCCGCCACGGGCCAGCCCAAAAACGCCGUCCUCGUCGUCUGGGGCGUCGCCGCGCUCGUCACCUGCAGCAUCCUGCCGUCGGGCGUCGCCUUCACGUCGCUCGUCUCCGCCGCAGGCGUGCCCUCGGCCGCCGCGUACGGGCUGAUCUGCCUGAGCCGGCUGGUGCUGACGCCGACGACGUUUCCGAAGCCGAAGUGGAGCCUGGGCCGGUGGAGCAAGCCGAUGCAGGUGGUGGGGGUCUUCUGGAAUGGGUGGGUGGUGGCCGUGCUGUUUAGUCCGUACGUGUGGCCGGUGGAGGCGGCGACGCUGAAUUAUGCGCCGGUUAUUAUGGGGAUUGUGACGGUUUUUGGGGUCGUGAGUUGGUGGGUUGUGCCCGCGGAGAAGUGGUUGCCUAGUCAGCGGAUUAGGGAGGUGUUGGAGGCGGAUGAGAGGAGUGGGGAGGGGGUUGGGGCGGGGGCGGAGGGGGAGAGAGAGGAGCGGUGA